Molecule: messenger RNA, 2352 nt
Organism: Nothobranchius furzeri (turquoise killifish)
Lineage: Eukaryota; Metazoa; Chordata; Actinopteri; Cyprinodontiformes; Nothobranchiidae
Gene: mmd
Product: monocyte to macrophage differentiation-associated
Cellular component (GO): membrane
Molecular function (GO): pore-forming activity
Source: RefSeq, a predicted model, not a curated record
UACCGGUUUCGGCUUUCUUCUUUCCGCUCGUCCUGGCAGCCAGCGGUGCUGAUGGGCUCCUCCAGCUUUAACACGAAGCUUUGAUUUAGUAUUUGUUUCAGCAUGGCGUUAAGAAAAAGACUAAAAUCGUGCCUUUAUAGUGAACGGGUGCACGUUGCCGGUGCCUUGUCGGUGUAGUGAAAGUUAGCAGAGCAGCUAAUGCUAGGCCUUCCGUUUGUCUCCGGUUGGCAGGUCGGGUUGUUGUUUUAUUUUGCCUUCAUAAAGCAGCCUUUUGUUUCCCGGCGUAGCGACGAUUUUUCCUUUUAGCUUUAUUUUAAAUUACCUCUGUGGUGAGAAGAAGGCGCCGACAUGAAACGGGUUAACACUUACCAGAGGUUUAUGAACACGCGAGCCUCUGCUAACUGCCGCUACCAGCCCACCCGCUACGAACAUGCUGCAAACUGCUACACUCAUGCUCUCCUCAUUGUUCCGGCCUUCGUGGGCAUGACACUGCUGCACUGCCUGUCUGAUAACAGCUGGGAGCGGAUCACAGCCUGGGUGUACGGCAUGGGUCUCUGUGCCCUGUUUGUGGUCUCCACCGUGUUUCACAUCAUCACCUGGAAGAAGAGCCACAUGAGAUCAGUGGAGCAAUGCUUUCACAUGUGUGACAGGGUGGUCAUCUACUUCUUCAUCGCUGCCUCAUACACACCAUGGCUGAAUCUGCGGGAACUGGGCCCUCUGGCCGCACACAUGCGCUGGUUUGUGUGGCUCAUGGCUGCUGCUGGAACCUUUUACGUCUUCAACUAUCACGAGAAGUAUAAACUUGUCGAGCUAGCCUUCUAUCUGGCGAUGGGAUUCCUUCCUGCAUCAGUUGUGACGUCUAUGAACAACACCGAUGGACUUCUGGAGCUGGCGUAUGGAGGACUCAUUUACUGCCUGGGCGUGUUCUUUUUUAAGUGUGACGGCGUCAUCCCCUUUGCUCAUGCUAUCUGGCACAUGUUUGUGGCGUUGGCGGCUGCUGUGCACUACUACGCCAUCUGGAAAUACCUCUACAAGUCUCCCGUCGUUGAGUCCCUCAUUCACUCGUCGUGACCUUUGCUUUCGUCCAGCUCUCCAAAGUACAAAUGACCCCCUCAACUGCCCGUUAAAUCUACAGAGUUUACAAAAGUAACUGCUUUAAAUUGUUUACUGUUUUCUAACUAAAGAACAGUUUAUUCACUGAUACAAGUUUUUGGUAAAAACUAAAGAAAAAGUGUUUUGAAGCUUUGCUAAGGAGGACGUUUUGACCCUUUUCCACUUUCUUAUCCAUGGCACGUUUCUGAGUAUUUGAGAAACUUGACAGCAAUUUUUAUCACCAGUUUAACUGAUCAGGGAUCCACACCGGGAGAUGGAUGCGUUGGAACUGGUGAUUCUUACAUGGAGAUUAUCUAACAAGGUGCUAAAAAUCACCUUCGAUCUGCAGCUUAUCUACAGCAGAAGGGUGUCCCUAAACAAACCAAAGUGUAAGAGAAACAGGAGCUGCACAAGAACGUAGCCAACGUGGAGAAACUUUAACGCGUAAAACAAAAUGGAACACUCUGAUCUAAUUUGAUGCUGAUUUUUGAUACUUCCUGCCAAAAAUGUUGUGACAAGAACAUUUUAAAUGGUGGAAAUCGGUUUGUUCUAGUGAAUCUUUUUGAGUAAAGUGAAAAUACUCAAUGUGAAACUCUGCUUUGACAUUAGGAUUUGUAUUUCAGCCCGCUUGACUCGUGUACUCUUUGAUUCCAUGCAUGCUUCCUUGUAGCUGUUGUCUUGUAUUGCUGCAUCUGUAUCCAGAUGUGGUCCUCAGCUUUCAGAGCCAGUUUCUCAUGUUGGCACUUGGUGCCCCCAGGUGGUGGGCAGCUGUAAGGAAGCGAUUCUCAGUAUUUCAGAUAGAGAAGACUCAUGUGAGGGACAUUGUUCAUGAGCCAAAUGAGGAGAGUUGGAGGCAACAUGAUGAGUGGUUUUCACCUUUUGUAACGUGAACAGUAUCCUGUAGCACGAGUGUGAACGAUCCUCUUACUGUUGUCCAGUGUUACGUUGCAACUUGUCUCAGAUUUUGAUUUGCACCUUCAGACUGAACAGUGUUUCAACCUGAUCAGUUCUAGUCUUUUUUUCUUGUAGUAAUGGUUGAACCUGUGUUAAUUAUCCUGAUUCUUCUCUGUGAUUUCUAAACCUUCUGUUUUGUAUAUUUGUACAUAUUUGUCAUUGAUCUGAUGACGUGGUCCUGGCCUUUGCAGGGAACUUGUUUCUUUGUUCCUCUGGCUAGUUAUGGUGCUGCAUACACAUGACUGCUCCUCCACUGUUUUGAUUAUCACCUUUACAAUGUGACAAUAAAGAUGACUUAUACAUGCA